Molecule: messenger RNA, 2512 nt
Organism: Osmia bicornis bicornis
Lineage: Eukaryota; Metazoa; Arthropoda; Insecta; Hymenoptera; Megachilidae
Product: proton-coupled amino acid transporter-like protein pathetic
Exons: 5
Coding region: 75-1016 (313 amino acids)
Biological process (GO): amino acid transmembrane transport
Cellular component (GO): vacuolar membrane
Molecular function (GO): amino acid transmembrane transporter activity
Source: RefSeq, a predicted model, not a curated record
ACAUCCUUUGAAAGUGGUCCCGAAAACAUUCGAAAGUACGGGAGACAUUGUGGCAUCUUCACCAAUGUGAUCGUAUGCUUCGUGCACUGCCAAGCAGCCGUGAUAUACAUUCUUUACGUGUCCAGCUCGCUUCAGCAAGUGAGGAACGAGUCGUGAUCGAGUACUUCACCGGGGUCGAAUUGGACGUGCGCGUCUACAUAGUAGUUGUUUUCCCUUUCUUCUGCGGUUUUGGUUUCCUGCCAAAUCUGAAGUACCUGGUGCCUUUUUCCUUGAUCGGCUCGGUGUUCAUACUGGUCGGCCUCUGUGUAACGCUCUGCUAUUUAUUGGACGAUUUUCCUGAUCCUGGAAGAUUGAAACCAUUCACACGUGUUUUACCUAUACCCUUGUACUGCACCAUAUUUAUGUACGCCAUGCAUAAUGUGACUGUAUGUUUGCCUCUUGAGAACACUAUGAAGAAUCCUCGACAUCUGCCUUACCUGAUAACCGGCAACAUGACAUUCAUCAUGUUCUUGAAUGCGAUAUUCGGAUUCCUUGGUUACAACAAAUAUAUGGAUGCCACCUGUGAUACCGUGAUUAAGAAUCUGCCGAUUGAAGAAAAGCUCGCGCAAUGGAUCAAAAUAAUCAUUUCUCUGUCCGUGAUGUGUUCGUUUGGAUUAGGUUAUUACGUGAUAGUUUCAAUACUAUGGCCAAUGAUCAAGUCGAGAUUUGAAAAUUAUAAUUACAGUGAGAUAAUAUUUCGUUUCUGCGGAGUAAUUGUACUCUUUCUCGUUGCCAUCGCAGUCCCAGAAAUGGUUCCUUUGCUCGGAUUUUUAACAGCCUUUAGUAUAACCACAGGCAUGCUAUUGAUUCCUGUAUUAACAGAGACAAUGACAAAAUGGCAAACAGCUACAAAGUACCUUUUAGCAAAGAAUGUCAGUAUUUCCUUCAUCUGGAUAACAUUAAUGAUUUUUGGAGCUAUUGAAAGUAUGCAGUCCAUCAUCAGGGAAUAUGGCCAUGUGAAAGAGAAAGGCUGCUGAUUGAGUAUUAAUUAGUGAAAAUCGAAACUGUAAAAUCAAUUCUGCUGCUGCACCUGUUUCUGAAAUUAAAAAGAAUUUUGUAAUGACUGUAGAAAUAUAUGUUUCUUGUUAUAAUUUAUAGAUAAAUUUUCGUUCUUAUCAUUCUUUGUUUUUUACCAUUUGUAAUUGUAAGACUAACAGAAGAAACCUUUUAAAAAAGCUAGAAAAGGUGCUAAUUAUAGAAGAAUGUGAGUAAGUAAAACAUAAAUACAUACACACAGAUUUUUUAUUUUGCUGCAAACAACAUUAAUAAUUUAAUUAAAAAAUUAAGAAAAGAUUGUAUAAACCAGAUAUGUAGAAAAUUAAACAAAAAUGCAUUCGAUGAAAACUUCAUUAAUACAGAAUAUGAAAUUUCAUUUUUUUUAAUUAAAAUAUUUUGUCCAAUUUCAUUUGCAUGUUUAUUAAAAACAGAAAACAGUAUACAACGAUAUUUGCAACGGAUACAGUUAUAUCCUUUUUCUGUUCACAGUACAUAAUGGGUUUCUGCGAAUUAACGGAGAUAAUUACAUCAGCAUAAUGGAAAAACAAAUUGUAAUUGCGGAAGGAAGUUUUUGUGUAGAUGCGGUGACGUUGUCCAGAACUAGGAAAAACAAUCUAACCAAUCAUUAUAACUGCGGAAUGUUAUUUAUACGAUUUAUUAAUUCAGUAUGAAUGAUUUAUCGAUUGUACUCAUAAUAAUGCAUGUGUACUAACUGUUCAUUUAUUGAAAAUUAAUUCAUAGAAUAUCUUAAAUUUUAAUUUUCGAUAUUUGUUUGACAGAAGCGAAAAAUAUAGGCGUGGAAACUUUAAGCGAAGUUUCUUAUCGUUCUUCCAUUUAGAACGCUUUAUUUGUCAAGGAAGGAUCUCGUUAACAAUUAAGAUUUUUUUUCUCAACACUGUGUAUUUGCUGCUGCUUAUGAUUAGAGGAGUGUUAGAAUGAGUCAUCAAUGGCAAUAUACAUAGAUUUCUAUAAACGAGAAAUGAAUUUUAUUUAUGACAGAAUUAAUACGAAGAUUUAAGGUAUUCAAUACGUUUGCAUCCUAAAAGAAAUUAGCACUGAAAGCUUUUAAGCGUUCACCGCCACAGUAGAAAUAACCAUAUCUAGUCAGACACGCGAUAAGAUAGAUUAGGAAAGAUAUUAAACAUUAAUUUCUUAAUACGAUGCUUCAUUUUGGUAUUUCACAUUAUUACUGUAAUUUUAAUGUUAUCCUAACAUUUCCAUUUCUUAAUUAUUUAAUUUAAUUAAAUUAGUAGUGUUGAUCACUGUCUUUAGGUAUUUUAAACAAUCAGAGGGUUGAAAAACUGGAAAAUUCAGCUAUAAUUUAAAAAACAUCCUAAAAAUCAUAAAUUUCAUGAUUUUAAUGAAUUUUGUAUCCCUCCCAAAAAAGUAUCUCUUAACCAUGGAUCCAAUAAAACUGCUAAAUAUGAAAUAAUAAUUUUCUGGCUAUUAUUUUUUCUGUUACAAAAUUUAAAUUUGA